Chelonia mydas (Green sea turtle) is the source of this 4582-nucleotide messenger RNA. RefSeq names its product mutS homolog 3 (gene MSH3). NCBI's taxonomy places the organism in Eukaryota, Metazoa, Chordata, Testudines, Cheloniidae. Gene Ontology annotation, biological process: mismatch repair; mitotic recombination; somatic recombination of immunoglobulin gene segments. The record is from RefSeq and is a predicted model, not a curated record. Gene Ontology annotation, molecular function: mismatched DNA binding; ATP-dependent DNA damage sensor activity; ATP binding. The transcript is spliced from 25 exons. Gene Ontology annotation, cellular component: nucleus. The coding region runs from base 108 to 3452 and encodes 1114 amino acids.
CACCUUUUUCUAACCUGCACGUGGUGCCGUGAUUACGUCACUUUUGCGUUCGGCGGCGCGUGCGGGCGCUUGGCGUGCAGAGAGCUGCGGGGUCUGGGCUCCCAACCAUGCCGCGGGGGCGAGAGUCCCGCGGCCCCGGACAGUCGGUGCUGAGUAAAUUCUUCCGGCCGGUGGGGUCCCUACGCGUAGCCGGCUCCUCAGCCUGCUCCGCGGCGAGCGGCGGCGAGGGGCUCCAGGCGGUGGCUCCGCACACGACUUCUAAGUCUGGCAGAAAUAAGAGAAGAGCUGUUGAAAACAAUGAACCUAGUAAAAAGAGGACAAAACCAGUACAAAGUAAUAGAAAGGAUGGCCAUGAUGCAGUGAAGAUUCUUGAUGUUGAAGAGCCUAAGAAAUGUGCCAGGCCCUGCAUAUCUGUGAAAACAUUAAACAAACUGAGAGAAUUCUGCAGUGAUUCAAAGCACCCAUGUAACAGAGUCCAGGUGGAUACUUUACAAGGGAGUCCAUCUGUGCACUUGGAAAAAUGUCCUACUUUUGUGGAAAGAACCCUGGAAAUGAAUAGUGCUCUUCAUUCUCAGGACACAGGUUCUCAGAUCAGUGAGAAGGAACAGUCAUGCUUCAGUCUUAGUCAAUUUUCAGCUUCAAGUAAGAGUUAUGAAGGCUCUCAAAAUACUUCUAAUAUAAACCUCCUUAAUAAAAAAACCAAAAGCAUAUACACUCCACUAGAACUCCAGUUCAUGGAAAUGAAAGAACAGUAUAAAGAUGCUAUUUUGUGCGUGGAAUGUGGAUAUAAGUAUAGAUUCUUUGGAGAAGAUGCAGAGAUUGCAGCAAAGGAGCUAAACAUUUACUGUCAUCAGGAUCACAAUUUUAUGACUGCCAGUAUACCGACCCACAGACUAUUUGUUCACGUACGGCGACUUGUAGCAAAAGGAUAUAAGGUGGGAGUUGUAAAACAAAUGGAAACUGCAGCACUGAAGGCUGCUGGAGAAAAUAAAAGCUCUCUCUUUACUCGAAAACUGACGGCUCUCUAUACCAAAUCUACACUUAUUGGAGAAGAUGUGAACCCUUUGCUGAAGCUAGAUGAUCCUGUAGAUGUUGAAGAAAUAACGGCUGAUGUCUCCGAUAACUAUCUUCUUUGUAUCUGUGAAAAUAAAGAAAGCUUAAGAGACAAGAAGAAAGGGGAUGUUGUCAUAGGCAUAGUGGGAGUCCAACCCACUACUGGGGAAGUAGUUUUUGACAGUUUUCAGGACUCCUCAUCUCGCUUAGAAUUAGAGAGUCGAGUUUUGCGUCUGCAGCCAGUUGAACUAGUGCUUCCAUCGGACUUGUCGGAUCAAUCUGAGAGGCUCAUCAGCAGUAUAACCUCUGUAAGUUUACGAGAUGACAGAAUUCGAAUAGAAAGGAUGGAAAGCAUUUAUUUUCAACAUAGCCAUGCUUUCCAGCUGAUUACUGAUUUUUAUGCAAGAGGAGUGCUUAAUACCACAGGUUCUCAACAACUCUCUAUAAUCCUAAACUUGGAUAAGACUGUGAUUUGCUCUUUGGCAGCAGUAAUUAUGUACCUCAAAGAAUUUAAUUUGGAAAAGAUACUUUACAACCCUAGUAAUUUUAAACAGUUAUCAAGUGAAGCUGAAUACAUGACAAUUAAUGGGACAACACUGAAAAAUCUGGAAAUCUUACAGAAUCAGACGGAUAUGAAAACAAAAGGCAGCCUAUUGUGGGUCUUGGAUCAUACCAAAACUUCCUUUGGACGUCGGAAACUAAAGAAAUGGGUGACACAACCUCUUAUGAAAUCCAGUGAAAUAAAUGCCCGACUUGAUGCUGUGUCUGAAAUUCUCAUGUCAGAAUCCAGUGUGUUUGGUCAUAUUCAAAAUCAUCUGUGUAAGAUGCCAGACAUAGAGAGAGGACUCUGUAGUAUUUAUCACAAAAAGUGUUCAACUCAAGAGUUCUUCUUGAUAGUCAGCACUUUGUCUCGCCUGGAGUCAGAACUCCAAGCACUGGUUCCAGCUAUACGUUCCCAAGUGAAAGCUCCUUUACUGCAGGUGGCCCUCUUGGAAAUUCCUGAGCUCCUCUUUCCAGUGAAACAUUAUUUACAGAUACUUAAUGAAGAAGCGGCCAAAACUGGAGAUAAAACCCAAUUGUUCAAGGAUCUUACAGACUUCCCUACUAUCAGAAAGCAGAAGGGUGACAUUCAGAAGGUGAUUUCCCAGAUCCAAUUUCAUCUGCAAGAAAUACAACGAAUGAUAAAGAACCCUCAUGCUGAGUAUGUUACAGUAUCUGGACAGGAGUUUCUGAUAGAAGUCAAGAAUUCACUCUUAUCUUCUGUACCCUCUGAUUGGGUUAAAGUUGGUAGCACAAAAGCUGUCAGCCGUUUCCAUUCUCCUUUUAUUGUAGAAAAUUACAGACAUCUGAAUCAGCUCCGGGAGCAGCUAGUCCUUGACUGCAACGCUGAAUGGCUAAAUUUUUUAGAUCGUUUUAGUGAAUAUUAUCACUCUGUGUUGAAGGCGGUUGGGCAUCUAGCAACUAUUGACUGCAUUUUCUCAUUGGCCAAGGUUGCUAAACAAGGAGACUAUUGCAGACCAGUUGUGCAAGAUAAAGGGAAAAAAAUAAUAAUAAAAAAUGGCAGACACCCUGUGAUUGACGAACUGCUAGGAGAACAAGAUCAGUAUGUUCCAAACAGCACCAACCUAGCCGGGGACAAAGAGAGGGUAAUGAUAAUUACUGGACCCAACAUGGGUGGAAAGAGCUCCUACAUAAAACAAGUUGCACUGAUCACGAUCAUGGCACAGAUCGGUUCCUAUGUUCCUGCAGAGGAGUCCACAGUUGGUGUUGUGGAUGGUAUUUUUACCAGAAUGGGUGCUGCAGACAACAUAUACAAGGGUCAGAGUACUUUCAUGGAGGAACUAACAGAUACAGCAGAGAUAAUAAGAAAAGCAUCUUCACGUUCACUAGUAAUAUUGGAUGAACUGGGGAGAGGAACUAGCACACAUGAUGGAAUCGCUAUUGCUUAUGCUACACUUGAACAUUUUAUAAGAGAUGUAGAAUCAUUGACACUGUUUGUCACUCACUACCCCUCAGUAUGUGAUCUAGAAAAGAUAUACCCAGAGCAGGUUGGGAACUACCACAUGGGCUUCCUGGUGAAUGAAGAAGAAAGUGAACAACAAAAAGGAUCUGAAGAUGAAGAGAAUCCUGAAUUUAUCACUUUUCUUUAUCAAAUAACUAGAGGAGUUGCUGCAAGGAGUUAUGGACUAAAUGUUGCUAAAUUAGCAGAUGUUCCUGAAGAAAUCUUAAAGAAAGCAGCUCACAAAUCAAAGGAGCUUGAGGGAUUAGUGAAUAUGAAAAGGCUUAAGAGAAGGCAUCUGGGCCAUAUAAAUGGAAAGAGACUGAGACAGUGGAAGAGUUGGUCAGGUGAAGGACAGAAAAAGGCUAAAAUCUUUUGCCAAAAUAUGGAAUAUAAAUGAUUCCCAGGAACUACAAAAAUGGAGUAGUGUGUGUGAAACUGGAGAUGAAUGAUUAGAUCAUUUUUGAUGCUUCAGAUCCUACCUUUUUGAAGACUGUAGUAAUUAACAAACAAUGAGCAAUUCAAAAUAUACUACUGUACAGAGUAAAGUAUUUGAACAAUGUGCAAUUUCAUAUACGUUAAGUGGACCAUAUAUCUAUUGGGGGGUUACCUUUUGAAAAUAAGGAACAUUAUAAUAUAUUCCAUACUUAAUUUUUAAAGGCAGGCUCAUUUUAUGGAAUUUCUCUACCCUACCCCCUUAGUUUAUUAAAAAAAUAAAUAAGUGCAAGGCAACUAGUUGCAUUUGAUAAAGUUUACAGUGUGAUUAGAAAAUAUGAAUAAUUAUGUUUGUAAAUUGUUAGAAAAUCAUUUUAUUAAAAAUAAAAUAAUGGCUUUAAAGAUUAUUGUACUUUGAUUUCUGAAAAAAAUUAAAUAUUUUGUGUGUGUUAUACUGGGAAAUUUUAAUUCAGCUGUUCAUUCACUGUUUUUGAUUUAGUGAUAUGCAGCUCUUCACAUUCACACAUUAUAUUAUUUCAUAUUUACCUUUGAUUCAGUAAUAUAAAGGACUUUGUCAACUUGAUUAUUUUUAUAUUGGCCAAUUUUAAAAAAUAAAGAUUCUGGUAAAUCACCCUUUAAACAACGUUUAAAAUUAAACAUUAAAAUUUUUAGCAAAAGUAUGCAUUGGGUGCGGAGAUGAGGGGAUUUCUGUUCCGCUGCUCGUGCUUAUAAAGGUGUUAUCAGCAGGCUUGAAGAGCACCAGCACCAAAUGUGCUUAAGCUCGCUUUUCUUCUCUGUGCUCACAGUGGUCUGUUGCCUCUUCAGUUUCGACUUCAGCUUUACUGCUGCUACUGGCACUCCCUAGCAGAGUCAGUAAAAAGACUACAUCUGAACUUUCUCCCAGGGCAGUGUGUGUGUGUGUGUGAUACCAGCAUGUUAAUGUGUAAGGCAGUCAGGGAGCAACCACAACUAUGAAAGUAGCAAUCCAUAAAAUCCCACUGACUGUAAGUUUUUUUUGGUUGAAGUGAUGUUAGAUAUUUCUCGGACAAGCAUAAGUUUGCAGAUGGAAAUGUGAUUUUUGUUGGUGUCACUCUU